CCGCAAAGCUCUCUCCCUCAGCAUCUUUCGUGGUGUGGACUUUUUUCCUCCUUGCUGAUAGUGGGUGGGGUCGCUUCCCCUGCAGCACUAGCAGCGGCGGCGGCGGCAGCGGCAGUGACAGCAGCAGUUUCAGCGAUGCUCCGGAUUCCCAGCAGAUGAUCGCCUCUGGGCAGGUCACGCUAUCCUCUCUCCUGGCCUUACCAGCCGGGAAGAGCUAAGUAGCCCAAGCGGGGAGCGGGGAGCGGAGAGUGGGGAGCAGGAACUGGGGAACCGCACCGCAUAGGGCGGGAAAACCGAGAAGUCCGGAGUCAGUCACCCCUCCCUGAACCCUGCAGGCUGACAGACAGCCCCGCCCGUCUCUGCAGCAUGGCUUAAGGCUGCAGUAUCCUCUAUGGGUUCUACUCAGGGCUGACGGGCGAGGCGAGCCCGGGAGAAGAUCUUGCACCUUUGUACUGCAAUUGCAGCCUUUUUUGCAAAGCAGAAUUUGCACCCUUGCAGGGCAGGUUGCACACUUGCAGACUUUUUCAUCCCAAAGAACAGCACUGACCCCGAACUUUGGGUCUGGUUAAAUAGGGUGGGUGCUUUUUAAUAAAAUAAAAACUUAGCGGUCGUGAGGUGAGCAAGGGGCAGCACAGGCAGGAGCAGGAGGCUAGCUCCUUCAAAGGAGCAAGAUCGUGCAACCUAGCUCGCUUAGGUGGGAAGAGAAAAGGCAGGCACGAGGAAGGGUCCUUGAAUACAAGCAUCAUGGCUUGGCCGUGCAUCACCCGUGCCUGCUGCAUCGCCCGUUUCUGGAACCAGCUGGAUAAGGCGGACAUCGCGGUACCUCUGGUCUUCACCAAGUACUCGGAGGCCACAGACCACCCGGGUGCCCCGCCGCAACCGCAGCAGCCCCCGGCGGCGCAGCCGCAGCAUGCUCCCCCCUCGGCGCGCUCUGUUGCCAUAGAAACACAGCCGGCCCCGGGCGACCUGGAUGCUGUUGCCCGGGCAACAGGGCCCAGCGGGGAGCGGGAGCCUGGGCCUCCCAGUGCCCAGGCCCAGGCCCAGGCCAAGGCAGCCGCCGGCCCGGGUCCGAGCCUUGGCCUGGGCCCGGCGGACUCCGUGAUGCGGCAGGACUACCGGGCGUGGAAGGUUCAACGACCCGAGCCUAGCUGCAAGCCACGGAGCGAGUACCAACCCUCCGACACGCCCUUCGAGAAGGAAACCCAGUACCAGAAGGAUUUCCGGGCGUGGCCGUUGCCCCGGCGCGGCGAUCACCCCUGGAUCCCCAAGGCGGCCCCGCCGCCCCCGCCGCAGUCGCUGCCUGCCUCGGCCUCCCAGGGCCAGCCCAAGGCUGAGGAGCGUCGGCGGCGGCGGCAGCAGAGCCAGGAGCGGAAGUCCGCCGAGAUUUCUGCCCAGGCUCAAGCUCCAGGAGAUGAGGAGGGGGGCGGAGGAGGAGGAAGAGACCCCCCAGCUGGGAAGGCGUCCGGACCAGACUGGUGGGAGGUGCGCAAGAAGGCGGGGCCCGCGUGGAUGCUGCGGCGGGCAGAGGGCCAGGGGCUGCAGGGGUCCGAGCAGCAGGCCCCCGAGGCUGGAGGCGGCAAAGGGAGGGCGGCGGCCGACGCCCUCAAUCGGCAGAUCCGCGAGGAGGUGGCGAGCGCUGUGAGCAGCUCGUACAGAAAUGAAUUCAGAGCGUGGACGGAUAUUAAGCCUGUGAAACCUAUCCGAGCCAAGUCCCAGUAUAAGCCCCCGGAGGACAAGAUGGUUCACGAAACCAGCUAUAGUGCCCAGUUCAAGGGUGAGCCAAACAAGCCCACACCAGCAGAGAAUAAAGUCAUUGAUCGCAGAAGAAUCCGCAGCCUUUAUAGUGAACCUUUCAAGGAGUCAUCCAAGGUGGAAAAGCCCAGCGCUCCGACCCCCAAACCAAAAAAGACCCCGACAAGCCAUAAACCGCUGAAAAAGGCCAAAGAGAAGCAGCUGACAUCUGGCCGGAGCACCAAGAAAAAGGGCCCAACAGCGAGCGGAGCCAGCGGGGCUGGGCCACAGGACAAGGAGCAAAGUAAAGAGAUGAACAAUAAACUGGCUGAGGCAAAAGAGACGCCAGCCCAACCCAGCAGCCCAGCCCAACCCAGCAGUCCAGCCCAACCCACCAACUCAACUCAACCCACCGCCACUGGGGAUUCAGAUAAGGAUCAAGGUCCCAUAGGCCAGGAGCCGCCUGCUGUGGCUGAGAUCCCAGAAGCACCCAGGACAGAACAUAAUGAGGGGUCACUCAACCCCUCAGUCCCUGAGCUGCCGCCUAAAGAGCUGCCAGCAAAAACGCUCCCUUCUGAGGGCCUGUGAAGACACACUCAUAGUCUGCAUGAAACAUGUGCUGUAUUGUCUUGCUGGAGUCCAAUAAAACUGGUGACAUUGA
Antechinus flavipes (yellow-footed antechinus) is the source of this 2392-nucleotide messenger RNA. It is a transcript of the gene MAP6, whose product is annotated as microtubule associated protein 6. Bases 745 to 2319 code for a protein of 524 amino acids. NCBI's taxonomy places the organism in Eukaryota, Metazoa, Chordata, Mammalia, Dasyuromorphia, Dasyuridae. Gene Ontology annotation, molecular function: calmodulin binding; microtubule binding. Gene Ontology annotation, cellular component: Golgi-associated vesicle; cis-Golgi network; microtubule. The record is from RefSeq and is a predicted model, not a curated record. Gene Ontology annotation, biological process: cytoskeleton-dependent intracellular transport; positive regulation of axonogenesis; regulation of microtubule cytoskeleton organization. The transcript has 4 exons.